Molecule: messenger RNA, 550 nt
Organism: Cinara cedri
Lineage: Eukaryota; Metazoa; Arthropoda; Insecta; Hemiptera; Aphididae
Source: the annotation of a GenBank genome assembly
UGAAAUUGAAUAUAAAGUAGCACCAAAUCGUAUGUCAGGAAACAAAUGUAUCUACAUAAUCACAAUGAUACUGGGGCUGUGCUCAUGAUCGAGAGAACUAAUGAACAAAUUACGCCAUGUACCUAGUUACAGAUUGUUCACAAAUAUGGACAUACGAAAUAAUAGACACUAAUUGUUUUGGAAAUGGUAACCCUACGGAACAUUAUUUUGGACCAGUGGAAAAGAAAGAGGCUGGUAAGGAUAAGAAAAAAACAAAUAUCUAGAGAGGCUUUUUCAGAAACAUGAAAAUAUUGGGUACAAUUAGGUGUAAAUGAUUAAAACUUUGAAUCCACUUUUAAGGGUAACAGUAAUAGAAUAUGGACUAAUGGGAAAUAACAUGGAAGAAAAGAAAGCUUUCGGAAGACCCUAUUGUAGACUAGAAGAUGUGGUAAGACUAGAUGUGAAAUUUCUGAAUGGUUGUUCAGGCUCGAAAUUAAGAGUGGCUGACUGGGAUUGUUGGAGUAUUGGAUAUAUAAUCUCAAGAAGAAGAAGAAGAAGAAGACGAUUUUAA